UGCCGGUUAAAGAUUGUACAACUACUCUCUACCAUCAAACAGUAGUUCAUUUAGAGUAGUAUCAUGGCUGCUUGUGCCUUUGCGUUAAGGCUUCUCCCGCUCGUGAGAGGAAGAGUGUGCUGCAGAUCUUCAUGUCGUGCACGCUCAGCUGUCCGUGCGUUUUCGUGCACUGCAGCUCGUGCUCAGGGGUCGGUGGCUCUGACUGGGAAAGUGGACCGGUUCGGUGGAGUGACAGUGAACCUGUCUGACAGCUGUUUACCAGAGGACAUCAGUGAAAGCUCGUUCAGUAGAUUACUGCAAGAUUCUUUGGCCCAGUGGAAAGCAGAGGGGAAAGUCGCAGUGUGGCUCCGAGUUCCCAUCUCCCUGAGUCGAUGUGCAGCCGCCGCCUCUGAACAUGGCUUCUCCUUCCAUCACGCCAAACACGACCACACGGUGCUCUCCCUCUGGCUGGGGGAGGGCGAGAACCGGCUGCCCGGGUUUGCGACUCACCAAAUCGGAGUGGCAGGUGCAGUUGUUGAUGAGUCCAAUGGAAAAGUCCUUGUGGUCCAAGACAGAAACAAGACGAUGAAUGCUUGGAAGUUCCCCGGCGGCUUGUCUGAUCUAGCAGAAAAUAUCGGGACCACUGCGGUUCGGGAAGUGUUUGAGGAAACCGGCGUUCGCUCAGAGUUCAGAUCUCUGCUCAGCAUCCGGCAGCAGCACGACCACCCCGGCGCCUUCAGCAUGUCGGACAUGUACAUCAUCUGCCGACUCAGCCCUCUCACCUACGACAUUAACUUCUGCACUCAGGAGUGUCUGCGCUGUGAGUGGCUGGAGCUCGCAGAGCUGGCUAAGACCGAACACACCACCCCCAUCACCUCUCGUGUAGCCCGGCUGCUGCUGCACGGCCUGGAGAGCGGCUUCCAUCACAUCGACCUCCCCAUGGAGGUAAUUCCUGCCGUGUACUCUGGGAAGUUUUACCAGCUGUAUCACCGGCAGCUUCCUCCCACACUGAAAUCCUAGCAACCUGAUGGGGUUACCAUACCAUGGCUAGCUACGUUGACACAUAGCUGUCAGUAUUACUCAUAUUUAAAGUGUAUUUAUGACUGGAAAGAUGUCUGCCGUGUGUUUGUCCACACUAGCUUUGAAAAAAUAUGCUGGAAUAGGAUGGACUACAAGAACACUCACUUGGGUGGUGCAAGAAUGAGUCCUAAACCUGGAUGUUAGCAUCAAGCAGUUAUCAUUGAGCAGUUAGCAAUUUGGGAUUCCUUCAUCUGGAUUCUUUGGGAUACAGGGUCUAAUACUUAAGAGAUGUUCACGGUUUGUUAUACUACAAUCAGGUAAUACCCCAGUGGUGAAUGUCUCAAGUUUCUAUGAAUCAUAAAAGCAAUAGGUGCUAAAUAAAUGACUAAAUGAGCCAUCUUAGCCGCCUUUAGCUUAGCCGUGUUGACGCCACCGUGAUGUAGUUCCUUUAUAGCCCAACAUUAGCAUUUUUCUUCUGCCGAUUGCAUUUAAUUGUUAAAAAAAAUGAUGUGAAUAUGUGGAGAUCAUCCUGAAGAGAUCCCAAUUAUUUUUGUGCUGAGCCCUUGCAAUGCUGGACUACAUAAAUAUGUCAUCACUGCACCACUCUACCUAAACCACAAUUUUAUACGGUUCAUAUAACACUUUUUGACGUACUGUUUGGAAAUAGUGGCUCCAAGCAGCUAAUUUCAUUGGUUAAAGGGACUACUUUUAAAUGUUUCUGUAUUUUUUAGGUACAGGUCUUGCUAACGAGCUAACCACCAGUGUCAGCUGAUCAUACACUGUCAGAGCUAAUAUUAAAGGUCAGUUGUUCCAAUAUCAAUAUUGGCUGCCUUAAUGAAAUAGUCUGGUCAAUAAAAUCAAAAUAGUACUUUCUGUAGAAAUAAACUGCCUUUCUGUCAUUAAACCAGACAUCAUUUACUCAUUCUGUUUGCACAAAUCCAAUUAUACACACGCCAAAUUCACACCUGCGAGCGGCAAAGUGCAGCUCAACACACAAAUACUGCUUCCUGGGCUGGAAGGCGAGUUCAUGUGUCGGGAAGAAACUCAUCGUAGCAUAGGUCGACAUGUAACAGGAUUCACAGGACUCUGUUUUCUGGUUGGCCGAGGUACUGUCUGGCUGCGAUUCAAUGCAAAAACUUAAAUUAUACCCAGACAUAGCAUGGCAGUCACCCCAGGCCGCACAUCGCUGGUCCUCGGUGUGAAUUUGGACUUACAAAAGAGUUAGUUUUGUCCGAAAACAAAAACAAGCUCUGGAAAGCUCUUCAGUUUCUGUGUGUGUCGAAAGUUUAAAAUAAAACUAGUGCUUGGGUUUUGAUUUGAGUUGGUUUGGUGUGCUUAGUUUUUCCUAAAAAAUCCUAAAAUGUAAUUAUUUAGUUCAAUCCCUAAUCUCUUAUCAAGUUACAAUAAUGUAGGCUUUGAGUGCAUGUACUAUUUUAACUAGUUUUAACAGACUAUUCAUCUAAGACCUUCAUCUUACAGCUGAGUUUAGACUGCAGGAGCUGAACAGUAGGAAAGGGGUAGGAAAGGGUUGUCGCUUUAAAUCCUUAAGUCAGAGAUGAGUUUCUAAAAUGAACACUGCCUUACUUGAUGGUACACUUCAGCAGUUAGCAGGUCUACAUGUUUUACUGUGAAGCAGCCAGGUGUGAAUGAGUGUCACAAGCUGAAUAAGAGCAGGAUAUAACAGUCAGAAAGCAUCACAGCUGUUUGGGGCAAUGUCGAUUGUCUUCAUUGCCGUCACAUCUUCUUCGUUGCUGCCACUAAGACGUCGAUACCUUUCGGUCAGAUCCCAGAUUAGCACUUGGCAGACAUUGGAAGAAACAGGAUGGCCUUUUGACCCGGGCUAGUUUUGCUCCCGGACUUGUACUGGCCAGUCCGCUUCAGCGCCACGUACAUGGUGGGGUACUUCCUGGAGCGGUACGUGUUGUAGUUGUUGCUCUCGAGCCGCUCCAAGAAGUGGCAUUCAUCCGUGGCUCGUCUCUGGGGAGAAGACACAGAGGAAUAAUGCUCAUUUGAUGUUCAGUGGAGGGAAAUUAAUUCUGCUAUUUAACGAGUUACAGGGCUAUAAGAGAGGGGGGAUUUCAUCUUCACAUCUCUGCUUCUGGGACACCUUCCCAUCGCAAUACACUCAAAUGUGCUUGCUAAAAACUGUGAAACUAGUCUUUAAUAUUUCAACAAAUGGAAACUGAAAUGAGGUCUUUCUGUCUGUAGGAUUCACAUAAAUGAGACUGUGUUUAUUUCCAAACUGAUUUUAAUCCUCUCUUUUAUGUACAUCAUAUUUUGGGGGCAUUUUAUGAGAUAUGUUAUAUUGUUUGGAAUGCAUUUGAUUGAAUUUGUUUAAUAUAUAUUGUGUGAAAGGGAGAUUAUGUGUAAUGCUAAAAUGUUCUGAUAUUAAACUGCAACAUAAAACACCACUAGCUUCAUGUCUCCUUUAUUUCAAAGACGACUGUUGCUUUAUAGUAAAUUCUGCAAGGUAUUUCACAACAAAAG
Eleginops maclovinus (Patagonian blennie) is the source of this 3486-nucleotide messenger RNA. RefSeq names its product nudix (nucleoside diphosphate linked moiety X)-type motif 6 (gene nudt6). The record is from RefSeq and is a predicted model, not a curated record. Bases 64 to 999 code for a protein of 311 amino acids. The transcript is spliced from 5 exons. Lineage: Eukaryota; Metazoa; Chordata; Actinopteri; Perciformes; Eleginopidae. Gene Ontology annotation, molecular function: NAD binding; ADP-ribose diphosphatase activity; NADH pyrophosphatase activity.